Messenger RNA from Phytophthora sojae, 2016 nucleotides. RefSeq lists its product as hypothetical. Lineage: Eukaryota; Oomycota; Peronosporomycetes; Peronosporales; Peronosporaceae. The record is from RefSeq and is a predicted model, not a curated record. The transcript is spliced from 3 exons. The coding region runs from base 1 to 2016 and encodes 671 amino acids. Gene Ontology annotation, biological process: lipid homeostasis; triglyceride catabolic process. Gene Ontology annotation, cellular component: membrane; cytoplasm; lipid droplet. Gene Ontology annotation, molecular function: triacylglycerol lipase activity.
AUGGACAGCACCACACCACUUGUCAAUUUGCCUCGUCAAGGGCGUACCGAGAUGCAGUCGAGCGUCUUCGCCCUCGAGUUCGUUGGCAGACCCAACACCAAGCACCGCGCGCGCAAGGAGCGCAGACGCAUAGCAAGACUGCGAUCUGUCCUGAGAUGGCGACGCGCGGAGCGAGAUCUGCUGAGGAAGUUGUCGCUACAACAGAAGCGCCUUCGCCUCCAUGUCGACUCUCGUCAGUGUCGACCUCUCCCUGCCACGCGUGACACCAACCUCCACGUCCAGCAACAGCUCGAGCCAAGUCCCGACGUGACGGCGUUCGAGCCCACUGAGCCUCGCAACGACCUGCUGCACUUCUUCUCUGGAGGCGGCUGGCUCAUGGUCUACAUGAACGGCGUGUGCAAGGCGCUGCGCGAGCUCAAGGUGGACGAGCGCGCCAAGUUCAUCGGCACGUCCGCCGGCUGCCUGGCCAUCGUGUCGCUCGUCCUCAAGUCGGACUUCGACGAGAUCUUCGACUCGGUCGUCGACGACUACGUGCCGGCCGCCCACGCGAGCUGGAGGGGCCCGUUCCGGAUGCGCGACUACCUCAUCGACGCCGUCACGCGCCACGGCAACGCCAACAACAUCCAUGAGCUGCAGGGCAAGGUCACAAUCGUGUACACGUCGCUGUCGGCUUGGGUCGCGCGCCGCGUCUCGCGCUUCAAGAACCCGCUGCACCUGCUGCAGACGAUGGUGGCCUCGUGCUGCGCCACGCCGCUGCCGCUGUUCGAACACGGCGUCCGCACGAUCACCGUCACGCCCAACGUCUUCGUGCCGCCGUGGUGGUCCAUGUACCCUCCAUCGCAGCGAGAGAUGCGGUGGCUGUACGACCUGGGCUACGAGGACGGGCUGUCGUGGUGUGUGCGCCAGGGGCUUCCAGGGUCGGAGAGCAUUGAGUUGCCGACCAAGGCUGCGACGUACAGGGGCGAGUGGAAGACGGUCGUUGGGCAAGUGGUGGGCUACCGGUCGGUGGAAGAUGCGGUGCUGGCUAUGGCGGGACUGCUGCUGCUGUCGGAGGAGACGGUCACGAGCACUGUGAUCCGACUGGAGAUCUUGCUGUGGAGGCUGGUGGCGGUUGUCGCCGCUCUGUUGGAGUGGAGCACGGUGCUCUGGACGGUCUUGGCUGGAGCAACGCUGAUGGGGCUGGCGAUGCUGGAUCAGCACUGCACGCUGAAGUUCGUGGUCGUGCUGGGGGCGCACUUGAUCGUGGCAGUGUUGAAGCUGAAGGAGGCUUGCUGGCAGGUCCACUCGUCGCCUCACUGGCAAGAACUGCGAGACUCGCUCGGUGCGAUGGAGAAGCAAACGACAACGAGCAAGGUCGGACCCACUCCCCAGCAGGAGGCAAUGCUGGCGAAGUGGUCGUAUGUGUACCGAUUCAUCGUGGCCCUGCUUGCUGUUGCAGCUCUCGGUGCCAAUGGCGUGCACGUCGGCGACAACCCCAUCUCGAACCGCGCACACGAAACCAACCACUUGGUCACUGCGGACCCCGUCGUGGAUGAAAGGACCUGGGUCCCAUUCCGCGCCCUGCGGUCGAUGGACUCGCCCAAGCAGGGACCCCACGACGACGGCAAGCACCUGUCCCAUGACCCCAUGAAGGGCUCGAAACACAACUCUCCCCACCGAGCUCUGGGCCCGGCUCACGUGACACCAGCACCAACCACGACAACCACCAAGGCCACGCCUGCCCCGACCAAGAUGACCAAGCCCGAGGCCACUCCAGCGGCGACGACGACGACGACGAAGGAAACGCCUUGCCACACACCUACCAGUAGCACCCACAAGGUGGCUUUACCUCCCGCCAACAAGAAGCCUACUGCUCCUGCUACGAAGCACGGGAAGUCUGGUACAAGCACGACCUCCAACGCCGUUCAGCGGGAGACUCGCAAUUUGGGCGGGGGCGAGGCCAAGCAGCAGCUUCCUCCCAACGACCACCACAGUGGUGCCAAGCAGGGGGCGAAGAAUGGAGUGAAGCACCAGUAA